CGAUGUCAUAAAUGACCUAUAUUUGACUGAGAAAUGAAAAGGUGAAACUUGUAUGCGGAAAUGUCAGAAAACAAUAUGGCAUCGGGAGGAGAAGGAAACGCUGAAGGGUCUUUUACAGAUACCAUAGUGAAACAGCUAAUUGUGUUGUUAAAGGAUUUCAUCUGGAAGCAGAUCGAAAGACGUUCACUGGGUGAUGCUGAAAUGAUUCGGAAAGCACUGGAUGCACCACAGCUCUGUACUCCACAGAUGCAAAAAAUCUCUGACUGUCUCCAGGCUGUUGGAGAUCAAGUGGAUGGAGAUGUGAAAAGAGCAGUGAAAGAUCGAACAAUACGUCCCUCAAUAGACGACUACAUAAAAAUUGUCUGCGGAAUCUUUUCAGACGGUGAAAUCAACUGGGGCAGGGUGGUUACAGUAUUUUCCUUUACCUGCCUAUUUGUUUUGAAAGCAUAUGAAGACAACAUUUAUGACAUGAUAAAAAACAUAAUCAACUGGACCAUAGAUUAUUUCCGGAAUAAGGUUGUCAACUGGAUCAAAGAUCAAGGUGGUUGGGAGGGGAUUUACUCCCGCGUUGGCACUCCCACAUGGCAAAUGGUGUCAAUUUUUCUGGCUGGUGUUCUCACAACCCUUUUCAUCACCCACAAUGUGAAGCGCGCAUGAGGUGCAAAUGGAAGAACUAUGCAACAGUUGAAUGAGAAGAAAAUGGGCAUCUGGAAGACAAGUCAAACAAAUGGAACUCGUAUACAGGGAAGGAUUCUUUAUCUCCCAUUCGAUUGUGAGUUGGACUAGAAGUGCUCCUGUUUACAUGCACAAAAUCAGAGGGACUGGGAAGGAAAAAAAGUGAACUGAACAAUUUUUUGUUGAAAAAGCAGAGUUUCAGUAGAUGUCAUAACAUGUUGAAAAUGUAUUUACAUUUUUUUUGCACUUUUGGUACUUACUACAUUUUCCAAGUGUCUAGAACUGAAUAUUUAGUUCCAAGUUGUUUCAGAAACUAUCCCUACCUAACAUACUGUCAGUUCAUAUUUUGUGGAACAGGCACUGCUAUCCACUUCAAAGUUUGUGGACAUUUUAUUUGAAAUAUGCUGUCAAUUACACCUUCUGAGUCUGGGAGUUAAGCAUUUGUUCUAAACAAGUUCUAAUUACAUAGAUAUAUUACUUUUGAAAGACGUUGUCUUCUAACACCCUUAUUUAUUUGUCUAUUUCAGCAGUUUCUGACAACACAUCUACAAUUUUAAAAUUUAGUGAGUACCAUGGGAAGCACUGUUUGAUGGAAAAAAAAACAUGUCUGAAAAGCAAUUUGUAGAACCUACAUUAAUGUUAGAAUGUGCCUUAUUGCACAUCAUGUGCUCUGUUAAAAUGCUCUCAGUCUGAACUUUGGUGAACUGUAUUUCAAAAUGUAAAAGGUAUUUUAAAGCAUCUGCUUUAAUUGAAUGCCAUGCAAUCAUCACCUUGAGUUUUUGUGCAUUUUUGUGUGUUUUGGGACAUUAGGGUUUGUUCAUCAUGUUUUUGAGUGUCAUGGACUAAUAUUUAAUGUGACCAUUGAAAGAAGUUGUGUUAAACUUCUGACAUAUCUUCAACCUAUUUUUCGACAAGUUCUGAGCACUUUAUAUCUGACUAAUAGAACUGCUGUAAUAUUAGAUAGCCAGUGCCUUCUGGGUUUUUUUAAGUGUACAGUUAUAUUCCAAGAUUUCGACAUUUUCUGUUUGUAAGACUGAAAAAUGCCUCGAAUUCACAUAAGUUGAAAUGCAAGAAAUAAAUGCCUCCUUUUUAAAUUC
This is a messenger RNA of Gambusia affinis (western mosquitofish), 1772 nucleotides long. RefSeq names its product apoptosis regulator BAX-like. Gene Ontology annotation, molecular function: protein heterodimerization activity; protein homodimerization activity; channel activity. The coding region runs from base 61 to 657 and encodes 198 amino acids. The record is from RefSeq and is a predicted model, not a curated record. Gene Ontology annotation, biological process: positive regulation of apoptotic process; mitochondrial fusion; release of cytochrome c from mitochondria. The transcript is spliced from 6 exons. Lineage: Eukaryota; Metazoa; Chordata; Actinopteri; Cyprinodontiformes; Poeciliidae. Gene Ontology annotation, cellular component: mitochondrial outer membrane.